Molecule: messenger RNA, 840 nt
Organism: Fraxinus pennsylvanica
Lineage: Eukaryota; Viridiplantae; Streptophyta; Magnoliopsida; Lamiales; Oleaceae
Source: the annotation of a GenBank genome assembly
AUGCAUCAACGGCGCCUCCGGGCAGCAGCCGCGAUUUUGCAGGCUCUGCUGGGAACGCUUUAUUCAUGUGCUGUGGAAGAACGUAGAAACUUCAACCCUCAAGAGAAUUACAAUCGCAUUCAGUACUUCUCUGGUUCAUCUGGAACUAACGAAAAUGCCUCCCAUAAAGUUACCCGAUCAUCGUCCUGUUCUUAUGGUCAACUGGAAAAGCCAAUUGAUGGAAAAGACCUAGAGUACCCAUGGAAAGUUCUUGCCGAAAAUGUACACCGGCAGAUUGAAGCUGUUCGAACUAUUUGUCAAACUGUGUCCCGAUGGAGAACUGGAAAUGGGAUUGGUCAUGGCUCAGACAAAAGAAAUGUUUGGCUCAGUUUUCUGGGACCUGAUAAAGUGGGGAAGCGAAAAUUUGCUGCAUCAUUUGCUGAGACAAUAUUUGGCAGAAAAGAACACUUGCUAUCUGUGGACUUGGGAACUCAAUUUGAGAUUAGAGCUUGUAACUCUGUCUUCGAUCAUCAUGAUUCAAAAUAUUUUGAUUUGAAGUUUGGGAGGAAGAUCAUUGUUGGUUACAUUGCUAAGGAGUUAAGCAAGCAAACACGUUCAGUGAUGGUUCAAAUACUUGCGGCUGACAGGGAGAAUGCAGUUGACCACUGGAUUGAACAGGUUCUUUGUUCAAGCUUAAUGGAAGCCCAUCAGAGGUGUCAUGCUAAUGGUGAUUCUGUAAUGAAAUUAGUAGCUUGCGAAGGAGGUGGUGUGGAAGAGCAGUUUUCUGGGGGUGUUGAGGAAAAGCUAGGAAUUAAACUAGAGAAAAUGCAGAGAAAGGGAGGAAAGAAGGAACAUAACUGA